AAUAGAUCUCCCAACAGACCGGUGGUUGGUGGCUGUGUGCCUAUUGGACCUCAUGAUCCAGAGUUGAGGGAGUGCAAAAUAAUUUACCUUAUCACCACGGUUGAGCGUCGUUUAGUUAUAUCAAUCUGAGGAGGACUGUCAGUGCCUCACUAACACCCCUAACAAAUAGGAGAUUAUCAUCAUUAGUAGUAACAUUUAUUCGUAUUCCCCUUUUCUUCUUCUUUAAUCUGUAUAAUGUUUGAUAAUUCUCAAUAUCCUUAUAACUGUUUCAAUUAUGAUGGUGAUGACUAUCCCACAUGUAGCUCAGAUAAAGAGAAGAAAAUAUCCAGACCUGCAUACAGCUACAUAGCCCUCAUCGCUAUGGCCAUCCAGCAGAGUCCUGGAACCAAAGUUACCUUGUCUGGUAUCUAUGAUUUUAUCAUGAAGAAGUUCCCUUACUACAGAGCCAAUCAAAGAGCGUGGCAGAACUCCAUCCGACACAAUCUGUCACUUAACAGCUGCUUUGUAAAGGUUCCCAGAACAGAGGGCAACGAGAAAGGGAAAGGGAACUACUGGAUGUUUGCGACAGGCUGCGAAUCCAUGCUGGAUCUCUUUGAAAACGGGAACUACAGGAGAAGAAGGAGGAGGCGCAAUAUGAAAUCAGAAUACAGAGAUGAGACAGAUCAGAGUGAAGGGCCGUCAUCCCCAGAGCUGCCCUCUGCACUCGGGGGCUUCAACGACCACCAUCUGGGGACUGGGUCCAGGCAGCUGGAAUCGGACGGCUUCUGUCCCAGUGACACCGGCCAUCGGCAGGUUGAGGUGAACUCCAGCCUGCCAAAACCUGACUCUGAAAUCAAGUUCAGCAUUGAUUACAUCCUAUCAGCCCCGGAUCCAAUGCCAGGGCUGAGACCCCACUUCAGUGGGACGGUUAGUAAACUUCACCAGCUGGAGCCACAUCACAUCAACCUGCAUUUCUGGACAAUGUGAAACCAGAGUCAUGUCUUAGGAGAAAAGAGUUGGCAAUGGUUGAGAAAGCACUCUUUGAUGUGUACUGGUGAAAAGGUGAACACAGAAUAUAUUGGUAAAUUGAGUUAUUAAGACAAAAUAUGCAAAGCAACAAUUGUAUCCUUGACACAGUGUACAGUAAUCUAAUUUCUAAUUUCAGUUAAAAAAUGGGUUUUAACCAGAUUUCACAUGAAAAUUCUGUCAAAAAAUAUUUAACAAGACAGAACCGUAAAGUGUACUGUAUUAUUAACCAGCCAUUUUAAUAACUGGUGAUCCUUUUUGUAAAAGAAAAUUAAAUGAUGUUUCCUUUUUUGUGCGAUGAGUGAAAAUAUAAUUAAAAUAU
Messenger RNA from Polyodon spathula (Mississippi paddlefish), 1327 nucleotides. It is a transcript of the gene foxl3, whose product is annotated as forkhead box L3. The record is from RefSeq and is a predicted model, not a curated record. Bases 235 to 966 code for a protein of 243 amino acids. Gene Ontology annotation, molecular function: DNA-binding transcription factor activity, RNA polymerase II-specific; RNA polymerase II cis-regulatory region sequence-specific DNA binding. NCBI's taxonomy places the organism in Eukaryota, Metazoa, Chordata, Actinopteri, Acipenseriformes, Polyodontidae. Gene Ontology annotation, biological process: regulation of transcription by RNA polymerase II; anatomical structure morphogenesis; cell differentiation. The transcript has 3 exons.